AACGGCGCCGUUUCGACUUCAUUCUGUGACACGACACGGCACAGUUUCUUCUUCACUGAACGGUGACGUUUUUAGCUGCGUAAUCCAACAUUCUCAAAUGGGAAAUGGAGUCGCGAGUUUUAGUGGCUGUUGCGCCGGAACCACCGCCGGAGAAAUUUCCGGUCGAUACGUAACCGGAGUAGGACUGGUUCAAGAAAACCUCGGCCACUCUUUCUGCUACGUUCGUCCAGUUCUCACCGGAUCAAAAUCUUCUUUCCCGCCGGAACCGCCCCUCCGACCCGACCCGAUACCCGGAACCACCACCACUUUCCGAUCAAUCUCCGGCGCCUCUGUUAGCGCCAAUACUUCAACCGCGCUCUCAACUUCUCUGUCAACAGAUACGUCUGGAAUAGCCUCCGCGUUCGAGAGUUCCAAUAGAUUCGCUUCCUUGCCUCUCCAGCCUGUACCACGUAGUCCUAUUAAGAAAUCGGAUCACGGGUCGGGUCUAUUCGAACGCCGGUUCUUAUCCGGUCCGAUUGAAAGCGGUUUGGUUUCAGGGAAGAAGACCAAGGAGAAAGCAAAACUGAAGAAAAGUGGAAGCAAAUCCUUUACGAAACCAAAACUGAAGAAAAGUGAAAGCAAAAUCUUUACAUUCAAAAACGUUUUCACCAACUUAUCUUGUUCGAAGAAGAGUGUGAUUAAGCCAAUCAACGGUUUCGAUUCAUUCGAUGGAUCAUCAGAUACUGAUCGUUACAUACCUGAGAUCAACUCCUUAAGCACGAUUGUGAGCAGCCAUGAGAAACCUAGAAUCAAAGAAGAAGAAGAUAAGACUGAGUCUGCUUUAGAGGAGCCAAAGAUACAAUGGGCACAGGGGAAAGCAGGUGAAGAUCGAGUACACGUCAUCCUCUCCGAGGAAAACGGUUGGCUUUUCGUCGGAAUUUACGACGGAUUCAGCGGUCCAGAUCCACCGGAUUAUCUUAUCAAAAAUCUCUACACUGCCGUGCUCAGAGAGCUCAAAGGGUUACUAUGGAUCGACAAAGGUGAAUCAUAUAAUAGAAACGGCGAGUCCAACAUCGAGAAACAGAGUACAGUCGAGCAUGCAUCCGAUUCGGAUCAAGAAAACUGCCCUGUGAUGAAUGGAAACGAUGUUGCUUGUGGAUCAAGAAACAUUACGAGUGACGUGAAGAAGUUGCAAUGGAGGUGCGAGUGGGAGCAUAACUCAAGCAACAAGUCUAAUAAUAUUAACCACAAAGACGUUCUUAGAGCUCUUCAACAAGCGUUGGAGAAAACAGAAGAAUCGUUUGAUCUGAUGGUUAAUGAGAAUCCAGAAUUAGCCUUGAUGGGAUCCUGCGUUCUUGUGACAUUGAUGAAAGGAGAAGAUGUUUACGUGAUGAGCGUUGGAGAUAGCCGAGCGGUUCUUGCUCGAAGACCUAAUGUCGAGAAAAUGAAGAUGCAAAAGGAGCUUGAGAGAGUCAAAGAAGAAAGUCCAUUAGAGACCUUGUUCAUCACCGAAAGAGGACUGAGUCUUCUGGUCCCUGUUCAGCUCAAUAAGGAACAUAGCACAAGUGUUGAAGAGGAAGUGAGAAGAAUCAAGAAGGAACAUCCUGAUGAUAUAUUAGCGAUAGAGAAUAAUAGAGUGAAAGGUUAUCUCAAAGUCACUCGUGCAUUUGGCGCUGGAUUUCUUAAACAGCCAAAAUGGAACGAGGCGCUUCUAGAGAUGUUCAGAAUAGACUACGUCGGAACAUCGCCGUACAUCACGUGCUCUCCGUCGCUACACCACCAUAGACUCUCAUCACGUGACAAAUUCCUAAUCCUCUCAUCCGAUGGACUAUACGAAUACUUCUCGAACGAGGAAGCCAUCUUCGAGGUUGACUCAUUCAUCUCAGCCUUCCCUGAAGGCGAUCCUGCUCAACAUCUCAUUCAAGAAGUCCUCCUUAGAGCUGCCAAGAAAUAUGGUAAUACUAAGAACAAAACGCAAACGCACUUAAGAUUCGAAACGCAAUCUUUGAUUAAACUCACGUGCAUUUUUUUUUUUUUUUAGAUUUUUUUUUUUUUUUUUUUUGGAUUUCGCUGAGGUUUUACCAUUUUGUUACUCAGCAUAUUUUAACGAUGUUGCAUUUGUGUCCCAUAUACGUUAUUGUUAGUGAAAAAUAUAAUGUAAGAAUAAUU
Molecule: messenger RNA, 2148 nt
Organism: Arabidopsis thaliana (thale cress)
Lineage: Eukaryota; Viridiplantae; Streptophyta; Magnoliopsida; Brassicales; Brassicaceae
Gene: PLL3
Product: pol-like 3
Exons: 4
Coding region: 98-2020 (640 amino acids)
Biological process (GO): regulation of DNA-templated transcription; maintenance of meristem identity
Cellular component (GO): nucleus; plasma membrane
Molecular function (GO): phospholipid binding; protein serine/threonine phosphatase activity
Source: RefSeq, marked reviewed